GGAGGAGGAGGCGGCCAUGGCGGCAGGGCCGGGAGGAAGGAACCGCCUGGCCCUGCCCAUGAUGGGGGCGAUGAUGAUGAUGAUGAUGAUGACGCCGCUCCCCGCCGCCUCCCCCGAGCCCUGCCGACACCGCGUGCCCCCGCCCGCUGAGGUCCUGUACCAGGUCCCCGUGGGAGCCGAGCGCGUCUCCCGGCGGGCGGCCGGGGCCCAGCGGAUGAGGAUUCGGGUGGUCUACGACGGGAGCGUCCAACAGCUGCUUCUGGAAAAGAGGCGUCUCAUACAGAAGGAGCUGUUCCCCCAGGCCGUCGCCUACCUGGAGGCGACGUUUGAGGUGCGCCGGCCCACGGGCACCAUCCUACUGAGCAGGCAGUGCGCCAACGACGAGUACCUGAGGAAGAGGGGAGACCCCCACCGCUACUGCCGAGGGGCCUGCGCCCGCCUGACGCGCUGCGGCCCCGUGACGGUGCCCGAGGGGCAUCUGCAGCAAUGCCGCGCCUGCAGCGAGGGCGAGUGGCAGUGCGGGCCGUCGGGCCCCCCGGACGGCCAGGGCAUCCGCGACGCCGACUUCGUGCUCUACGUGAGCGCCCGGACCACUGCCCGCUGCGUCCGCCAGACCGUCAUCGCCUACGCCGCGUACUGCCAGCAGGAAGCCCACACCGACAGGCCGGUGGCCGGCUACGCCAACCUUUGCCCCGCCGCCAUCUCCGCCCGGCCGCAGGAGUUCGAGGGCCUGCUGUCCACCGUGAAGCACGAAGUCGUCCACGCGCUGGGCUUCUCCGCCGGCCUGUUCGCCUUCUACUACGAUGACGCUGGUCAGCCCCUGACGCCCAGAUACGCCAACGGCCUGCCGCCCUUCAACCGCAGCCUCGGCCUGUACCAGUGGAGCGAGCGGGUGGCCCGGGGGGCCGAGCGUCUGUGGCACGUCCGCGGCCAGAAGGUCCUGCGCCAUCGAGUCACCCUCCUGGUCACCCCCCGCGUCGUAGCGGAGGCCCGGGCCCACUUUGCCUGCCCGAGCCUGGAGGGGCUGGAGCUGGAAAACCAGGGCGGCCCCGGGACCGAGCUCAACCACUGGGAGAAGCGCCUGCUGGAGAACGAGGCAAUGACCGGCUCUCACACCCGGAACCGGGUGAUGUCUCGUCUUACGUUGGCGCUGAUGGAGGACACGGGCUGGUACCGGGCCAACUACAGCAUGGCCCAGCGGCUGGACUGGGGCCGCGGGCAAGGUUGCCACUUCGCCACCAAGAGCUGCAAGUUCUGGAUGGACCACCAAAGGCAGAGGGGACUGGCGCCCGGCCCCUUCUGCGACGUCCUGCGCGGCGACCCCCUGCAGCUGACCUGCCGGCAGGACCGGACCGCGGUGGCCGUCUGCAACCUGCAGCGCUUCGGCCGCCCGCUGCCGCCCGAGUACCAGUACUUCGACCAGCUGAGCGGCGUCCCGGCGGCGGACCUCGCCCACCACGGGGGCUCGGUGGCCAUCGCCGACUACUGCCCGUUCGGCCAGGAGUUCAGCUGGCGCGCCAGCGGAGACGUCCAGCGCAGCUCCGACUGCCGCCUGCCCGAGAACCAGCCAGAGCCGGCCAAGAACUUGGGCGUGGAGAAGUACGGGCCGCACUCGGCCUGCCUGCUCCAGGAGAGUCCCUUCGUCAUGGAGCGCUGCGAGCAGAGCCUCAGUUAUCCCGACUGGGGCAGCGGCUGCUACCAGGUGACCUGCUCCCCCAGCGGCUUGGACGUCUGGGUCCAGGACUCAGUUUACCCCUGCAGCCGGGCCGGGCAGGUCCUGCCGGUCAGCGCCCAGGCCGACGGAUGGGUCCACGGUGGCAGCCUGCUGUGCCCGUCCUGCCAGGACUUCUGCGACCGCUGCCCACCGGAGCGGGACCCCUCGCCCCUCAUCAAUUUCACCCGGACCUCCCCGUUGGAUCUGUGCUCCUGCUCCUCCAGCCCGGUGGCCACGCUGCGGCUUCUGGUGGCCAACCUCCUCCCCCCGCUAGCCGGCUUCCUGCUGUGCGCGUGGCGCUGAGCGGAAGGGAGGGUCCCGAUGGCCCGGGAGGACCAAGGUCGACCGCCCCGACGGGCAUCGUCGUCGUCGGCGAGCGGGCCUCGUGCCGAUCGACCGCCGG
Molecule: messenger RNA, 2117 nt
Organism: Tachyglossus aculeatus (Australian echidna)
Lineage: Eukaryota; Metazoa; Chordata; Mammalia; Monotremata; Tachyglossidae
Gene: LMLN
Product: leishmanolysin like peptidase
Exons: 17
Coding region: 17-2017 (666 amino acids)
Biological process (GO): cell adhesion; proteolysis
Cellular component (GO): cytoplasm; membrane
Molecular function (GO): metalloendopeptidase activity
Source: RefSeq, a predicted model, not a curated record